UCUGGGCCAUAUUGGCAUUGGUCUAUGCAGCGUAGUUGCGGAAAUUUUCCAUAUCAACGAUACUCCUCAGAUCUAUCGCGCGUUGUUGAACGGCAUUUGGGGGUUCACGGAACCGUUUUGACGAUUUCCAGUCGAGGUCCGUGCUAUGGUAUCCCAUUGGAGUUCGUAACUGUGCCUCGUGGUAGGAGCGGUGAUGAUGGUAACCUGGGGAAAGUUGGUGUGACUCGCGCCUCUGUUUCCGCGGAUGGGUUUCCCAAGGAAGAGGUUAUAGGUGCGGGUAGAUCGAUUAUAGGGGGGUUUGUACCGCUAGGGCGGAUGGAGGUCGACGCGGGAUCUGGGUUCUCUGGGGGGAAGUCUCCCUGUUUCAGGUCGAUCCGGCUGGGAGAUCGCGAUGUACUGCGAUCUCCUCCUCCUUCGAUCUGUGCCGGAGGAGGAGGUUGUUCAGAGUCGGAUGAGGUCGAGUUUUGGGGUAGGUUCUCCGUGUUGAUCUCACGGGAGUUUGCGGUUUGGAUUCCCGAAGGGAGAUACGUUGGGAGGCAUUGCUCUAGGUCGAUGACGUUUGAGACCGGUGCUGAGGAGCCGGAUCUCGUGGAAUCGGAGGACAUGGGAUCCAUUUUCGUUGUUUCGCAACGGAGGCGUCGCAGUAUUCUCCCUACAGACUGUCGGGCUGAGCCUGUUGUCGGGAGACCCAACAACAACCAUCUUCCUCGUGAAAACAGAGAGAAAGAGGAAGAAGAACAGGUCCCUGAGAACUAUUCGAACAUGAGGGAGAUCAUUAGCAUUCAUAUCGGACAAGCUGGUAUUCAGGUCGGAAAUUCUUGUUGGGAGCUUUAUUGUCUCGAACAUGGUAUCCAACCCGAUGGCACCAUGCCCAGUGAUAGUACUGUGGGUGUAUGUCAUGAUGCAUUCAACACAUUCUUUAGCGAGACAAGCUCAGGCCAACAUGUUCCUCGGGCUGUGUUUCUUGAUCUCGAACCAACCGUCAUUGACGAAGUAAGAACCGGCACUUACAGACAGCUUUUCCAUCCCGAGCAACUUAUCUCUGGCAAAGAAGAUGCAGCCAAUAACUUUGCUAGAGGCCAUUACACUGUUGGAAGGGAAAUUGUUGACACCUGCCUUGAAAGGCUGAGGAAAUUGGCCGACAAUUGCACAGGGUUACAAGGAUUUUUGGUGUUCAAUGCUGUUGGGGGUGGAACAGGUUCUGGUUUGGGUUCUUUACUGUUGGAGCGCUUGUCCGUAGAUUUUGGAAAGAAAUCUAAACUCGGUUUCACCAUAUACCCUUCUCCUCAGGUUUCUACAGCAGUUGUAGAGCCAUAUAACAGUGUUCUCUCGACUCAUUCUCUUCUCGAACACACAGAUGUUGUUGUUCUUUUGGACAAUGAAGCCAUAUACGAUAUCUGCAGGAGAUCUUUAGACAUUGAGAGGCCUACGUACACCAAUCUGAACCGCUUGAUCUCCCAAACCAUCUCUUCGCUUACAACUUCUCUGAGAUUUGACGGUGCCAUCAACGUGGACAUCACAGAGUUCCAGACCAACCUUGUACCUUACCCUCGGAUCCACUUCAUGCUCUCCUCUUAUGCACCUGUGAUUUCAUCUGCAAAGGCCUACCAUGAGCAGUUCUCGGUCCCUGAGAUCACGACUUCUGUCUUUGAACCUUCCAAUAUGAUGGCCAAAUGUGACCCAAGGCAUGGGAAGUACAUGGCUUGCUGUUUGAUGUAUCGUGGUGACGUUGUGCCUAAGGAUGUCAAUACAGCCGUUGCUGCCAUCAAAACCAAGCGAACAAUUCAGUUUGUUGACUGGUGCCCAACUGGAUUCAAGUGCGGAAUAAACUACCAGCCGCCUUCAGUUGUUCCAGGUGGUGACCUGGCGAAGGUUCAACGAGCAGUUUGCAUGAUCAGCAACAAUACUGCAGUGGCGGAAGUGUUCUCUCGCAUAGACCACAAGUUUGAUCUCAUGUACUCCAAAAGAGCAUUUGUCCAUUGGUAUGUAGGUGAAGGCAUGGAAGAAGGAGAGUUCUCUGAGGCCCGUGAGGAUCUUGCUGCUCUUGAGAAAGAUUAUGAGGAAGUUGGUGCAGAAGGAGCAGAGGAUGACGACGAAGAAGGCGAUGAGUAUUAGAAAGACACAAGAGUGGUUUUCCAUUGUUUCUUUCUUGUGACAUACAGCAACUAUGUCUAUGUGAAUGUGAUCUCUACAGUUAUUUUGUGAUGUUUUACGGGUCUCUCCCCUUUUAUUUCUCAUUUGUGUUUGCUAAUGGAUUGCAUUUAUAGUGCAUCUCAAUACAAAGUUUGAAGGAUU
This is a messenger RNA of Arabidopsis arenosa, 2295 nucleotides long. The record is from the annotation of a GenBank genome assembly. NCBI's taxonomy places the organism in Eukaryota, Viridiplantae, Streptophyta, Magnoliopsida, Brassicales, Brassicaceae.